CAGGAGGCUCCUGGGUGCAGCGCGGCCUGUGGGGAGUGGGGAGGGCGUGGGGCAUCUGACCCCCCCGCCAGGAGCGCCACGAGCCAUGACUUCAACUGUGCAGACGCUGCGCUUCAAGCUGCUGCCGCAUGACACCGGGCAGGAGUGGGAGCACAGCUGCCAGCAGGAGCUCGAGCGCCGGUACCAGGUGGUGCCCUCUGUCGUGUGCGCCAUGUGCUGCAUCUUCGGGAUCAUCUACUGCUUCUUCGGCUACCGCUGCUUCAAGGCCAUCAUGUUCCUGACCGGGCUGAUGUUUGGCUCCAUCGUCAUCUUCAUGCUGUGCUACAAGGAGCGGGUGCUGGACACGCAGCUGAGCGUGGAGGCCUCGGUGGGCAUCGGGCUGGGCAUCGGGGCGCUGUGCGGGCUGGUCACCAUGCUGGUGCGCAGCGUUGGGCUCUUCAUGGUGGGGCUGCUGCUGGGGCUGCUGCUGGCGCUGGCCACGCUGGUGGCCAUGGAGCAGUUCUACCACCCGCCCACGGUGUGGAUCCCCAUCGGGCUGCUGCUGGGCGUGGGCAUGCUCGGCGCCGUGCUCACCCUGCAGUGGCAGAAGUUCUUCACCACCCUCUCCACGGCCGUCUUCGGCAGCGCCAUCAUGACCGUCACCAUCGACUACUUCAUUGAGCUGCUGCUGCUGGUGCAGUACGUCUACGAGCGGGUCAAGGUGGCGCCCGCCCGGCCCAUGUGCUGGUACAGCUGGGUCAUCCUGGGCGUCUGGCCCGUCCUCGCCAUGCUGGGCGUGCUGGUGCAGUGGAAAGUCACGGCCGAGGGGUACUCCCACACCGAAGUGGUUAUCAGCCGGCAGCAGCGCCGGGUGCAGCUGAUGAAGAUCAAGCAGCGGGAGGAGCGGAAGGAGAAGAAGAAGAAACGGAGGCCGCCCCAUCCCUCUCCCCACCCACACAAGGCCCACCUGCCCGAGCCCAGCUACCGACGCAAGCCAACCCCCGUGCGCCGCUUCGACGGGGACGUGCUCUCCCCCAGCUACAUCCAGAGCUUCCGGGAGCGGCAGACGGGUACGUCGCUGAGCAGCCUCAUCACAAGCGCGCACGCCGUGGUCGACCUGGACUAUGACUGCGGCUCUACCGUGCCCUUGACCAUGGGCUCUGGCCCAGCUCUUCGGGUAUAGCCCAGACCCCCCGACCUCUAGUGACACCAGCAGCAGGGCCCGCUCAGGGCCAGCUUGGACCGACACACCAGAGCCCGCACGGACCAGCCCUCCAGACACACCGGGGCCCAGCCAGAGCCCGCACGGACCAGCCCUCCAGACACACCGGGGCCCAGCCAGAGCCCGCACGGACCAGCCCUCCAGACACACCGGGGCCCAGCCAGGGCCAGCACGGGCCAGCCCUCCAGACACACCGGGGCCAGCAGGAGUGAGACGCCGGGGGGGGGGGGGCGUGUUUGAGGGGACUGCUGUGGCCCGUUUGGGGCAGGGGCGGUCUGACGGGGCAUGCGCAGGAUUCUGCCCAGGGAUCCCGAGCCGGCGAGCAAUGCAGGGAGAGGGUUAAUCCCACAUGCUGGCAUGGUACACGUGGACUCCUGGAGCAGGGUGAGCGCCCCACCGCCACACCCCGAGGGGGGCACAGCCCGUGGCAGGGGCUGAUGAGCCACGGCCCCAUGUGCCAAAGGGGCCCCAGAGCACCUGGUAUUAUCCAGCUUUCUCCCAGAGGCCCCCAGGAGCAGCUCCCUGCAUGCCUGCCCUUAGCCCCCCAGUGUCCCCCAAGCAGCUCAAUGAGCAGCUUCCUGAGUGCCUCCUCCCCCCACGCCCAC
Molecule: messenger RNA, 1806 nt
Organism: Chelonia mydas (Green sea turtle)
Lineage: Eukaryota; Metazoa; Chordata; Testudines; Cheloniidae
Gene: TMEM198
Product: transmembrane protein 198
Exons: 4
Coding region: 86-1162 (358 amino acids)
Biological process (GO): positive regulation of canonical Wnt signaling pathway
Cellular component (GO): plasma membrane; cytoplasmic vesicle
Source: RefSeq, a predicted model, not a curated record